AUGUCUGAAUCACGACUAUACUCCUUCUCCCCCGAGACCAAAGAAAAGCUUCGCAAGUUCCGCUUGGGAACCUCCCGCGCCAAGGAUCCGCAGGCCAUUAUUUAUAUCAUCGACAACAAGACCCAGGAGAUUCGACCCGAAGAUGGCGAGGUUUACUCCAAGAUGGAGGAUGUAGCCGAUGAGCUUCCGGAAUCGUCUCCUCGGUUUAUCCUCCUCAGCUAUCCCUUGACCUUGACUUCCGGCCGCCCUUCGGUUCCUUACGUUAUGCUCUACUACCUCCCCGAGAACUGCAACCCGAAUCAGCGCAUGAUGUAUGCGGGUGCUGUCGAGUUGAUGCGCAAUACGGCGGAGGUUAACCGGGUGAUUGAGGUGUAUGAAGAGGAUGAUAUUAUCUCGAUCGAGUCGAAGCUGCAAAGCGCGGAUUAG
Molecule: messenger RNA, 426 nt
Organism: Aspergillus luchuensis
Lineage: Eukaryota; Fungi; Ascomycota; Eurotiomycetes; Eurotiales; Aspergillaceae
Product: GMF family protein
Exons: 4
Coding region: 1-426 (141 amino acids)
Biological process (GO): actin filament debranching; negative regulation of Arp2/3 complex-mediated actin nucleation
Cellular component (GO): actin cortical patch
Molecular function (GO): Arp2/3 complex binding; actin binding
Source: RefSeq, a predicted model, not a curated record